AUGGCUGCCACCGCUUUCUUCGCCACCACGUCGUUCGUCAACUAUGGCCGCUCCGGUUACAACAAGGGCAACUCGGAUGACGACGAGGAGGAGAACAAGCUUCGCGAUUACGGCCGCUCCGGCUACAACAAGGAUGACAAGGAUGAUGAGGAGGACAAGCAACACUAG
Parathielavia appendiculata is the source of this 168-nucleotide messenger RNA. RefSeq lists its product as uncharacterized. The transcript has 3 exons. NCBI's taxonomy places the organism in Eukaryota, Fungi, Ascomycota, Sordariomycetes, Sordariales, Chaetomiaceae. The record is from RefSeq and is a predicted model, not a curated record. Bases 1 to 168 code for a protein of 55 amino acids.